Aphanomyces astaci is the source of this 2527-nucleotide messenger RNA. RefSeq lists its product as hypothetical. Bases 251 to 712 code for a protein of 153 amino acids. The record is from RefSeq and is a predicted model, not a curated record. NCBI's taxonomy places the organism in Eukaryota, Oomycota, Saprolegniomycetes, Saprolegniales, Verrucalvaceae. The transcript is spliced from 2 exons.
CUUAGCGACACCCCUCGAUCUCUUUGCCUUGGCCGUCCAGAAAGACUACGCCGGUCCCAUCACGUUCAUGGACGUCAGUCCGUCGUAUUCCCAGCAUAUUUUAUUGGACAACGUGCUGCUGUUGGAAGGCGCUGUGGCAGCGAUGCGCGCAGGGUCGUUUGAAACCAAUCUUUUGGCAUGAUGGCGCACUACUGCUGGGUCGACCUCGACCGAUGUAUGUAUUGGCGCACACAGUCACGCGGCAGGCGCGAUGUCUUGUCAACGACGUGGACAACGCCGCUGUGUUCUUGGAAACAACGUCAACGACGUCAACAGCAACACCUACAUGUACACGGCCAUGCUAAACGCCAUCAUGUUUACGCCGGUGCAAGUGUACUUCUCGGAUGGACCGUCGUUUGUCCAGCGCAUCACAACAUUUCAAUGGCUUUCGACAACAGAGGAGGCGCGCUGUGGCGGUCGUUGGGGCCUUAUCUGGUGGCAAACGCAGCUGAAAAACUUUCGCGAACCCCAAGAAGUUGACGAGACCAUCCGGAUCACGGACGCGCUCGGGCGCUUUACAUCAACAAAAACCCCCAGACCGAUCGCCGGUCGAAUCAGUGAAAAUGCGGAUUCUGGAACGACGUCGUGUAGGGGUACAUGGAGGGCUUCUGCGUCGUGCUCAGCUCGGACGAGGUCGUCACGGUGCGAGAUAUCGAUUGGAAUUAGGACCUGAAUGCCGGGCGCGAAACCACCCCGGUGUUGACAUUGUUUCGGCAGUACAUUGGCCCAUACGACUCAAUUGACGUCAUGCUUGUGGUGCCUCCCCAGCCAUUGAUUUCGUUUCUGGUCGAAUUUCAACGAGACAUCGGAUGGUCGUCGUGCACCCGGUGCCAUCUUCGUGGUGGGACAUGGUGUACUUCGGAGGAAACACCGCUUGUGUCUACGGGGACCCGCACCCCCGUUUGUACAGGAAUCGUUUGGUUAUUAGGUCUGACGGAAGCAUCACUUGUGUUUGUAUGCAGUCCCCGCGGUUGUCUGAAUGCGAUACGAGUUGAAGAAAGCUGACGUUUAACGGUUAUGUGGCCAAGGUUUCUGCCACGAUAGAUGAGUCAAACUCGUACUUGCUGUAGGAAAGUAUUUGCGGCCGUCGCCAUGUUGACACAGCUGGCUCUGGCUUCGUCUGAAGCAUACAAGUCACACCACUCCGCGGAAUUCCCAGUUUUGUGGGCAGCAAUAAUGGCAACCAGAGUUCGAGCCAAGUCGAUGAGUAUGGUCAGGGGGUCUUGACUGCAUGUGUCGUAGUACCCGAACGAUUCCUAGACGUAGGAUAUCUGGACGCCGUACACACACAUGGGGUUGCCUCCGUAAAACGCCCCCAUGUUUGUCCACGAGGGGGGGACUGGGUCCACCACGACAUCCUCGGCGUUGUCCAUGACACGCGACAGCACGGCCGUGUCAACUGUCAAAAGUAAAUGAAUCAGUUGCAAUGGGGGCGCCACCAACUCAACGUCGAUCGAUUGAAUGGCUCAAUGAACUGCCGUACGGUGCUGAGGAUGGGGGUUUGGUCGUAGCCAAUAUCGAGGUCAGCAUCCCAGUCGAUUCCCUUUGCCACUGCGUUCGUGGGGGUGUUCAGAAUCAGGCUAAAGUUGUGUUGGAAGCCCCACCGUAGGUCGUUCCAGGCACUCGCGUACGCAGUCGACCAGAGAUUCAUGCCCCGGAACAACGUGGGUGUCUUGUUGAUUUCAAUGGUAGUCGACAUCCCGAGCGCGUUGACAAUUGAAAUCGGCUCGACGACCCCCAGCUCUCGGAUGUUUUGGAGCUGAGUUUUCCACCGAAGCAGACCAUGCGACUGCCACAAGUCAACUUCAUCCCCCACGGCCAGCCACGGCAGUGACGUCGACCGGACCCAGUCACCCCCAGAAUCGGCACAAACACGGUGCUGUGAUGUCCGACAUGUACUCGUGCGCGGAUGCUUCGCUGUCCCCACAUUGCGCAGCAGCGCUUCGAAGUACACGCCGGCGUUGUCUGCGUCGUUGACGAGACAUCGCGCCUGGCAUAGGAGCGUGUGCACCAUCUCGUAGCGCUGGUUAAAGUCUGCCCAACAGUACUGGGAAAACAUGCGCAUGUUCGCCCCAAAGUUGUUUGACCGCAUGGACGUCACCGCGGCUUGCAACGGGAUGUUAUCCAACCAGAAUAGCCGCGGAAACGACGGGCUGAUGUCCAUGAACGUGGCUGAGCCGGCGUAUUCUUUCUGGACGACCACAGCAAACAGAUCGAGGGGUGUCGACGGCGUCAGGGCUAAGCGGGCGUGGUAGACAUUCCCUAUGAACGUGUGCACCCCGGACGAAUUGAAGUGGGGCCGCCACAGGUCGUUCGAGGUGCUGGAAACAACCAGGGUGAUGUAGUAGAAGCUGCUCGCAAGUGUAGCCACCAAGUACAGCAGCCCUAGCCCAGUGGUACCCCGAAGGGAAUACGAAAAAAGAGGUCAUGACGGAUGAGAAGCUUCGCUAAUAUAGCGGUUGGCGAUGCCGUUUUGGUCGGAACGAAG